Messenger RNA from Drosophila innubila, 897 nucleotides. Its product is annotated as probable ADP-ribosylation factor At2g15310. Bases 1 to 897 code for a protein of 298 amino acids. NCBI's taxonomy places the organism in Eukaryota, Metazoa, Arthropoda, Insecta, Diptera, Drosophilidae. Gene Ontology annotation, biological process: non-motile cilium assembly; receptor localization to non-motile cilium. The record is from RefSeq and is a predicted model, not a curated record. The transcript is spliced from 4 exons. Gene Ontology annotation, cellular component: non-motile cilium; ciliary membrane. Gene Ontology annotation, molecular function: GTP binding; GTPase activity.
AUGAUGCUGCUGCGCUCAAAUAAUCGAAUAAAGCUGAAUCAGAAGCUGGAACUGAAACUGGAACUGGAACUGCUGCGCCGCUGCUGCUGCUGCUGCCUCUGCUGCUGCCGUUGCUGCAAGGAGACGCCACAAGCAGCUGCCACCACGCAGUUCAAGGUGCUGCUUUUGGGGGCAAGCGGCAGUGGUAAAACCCAGCUGGGACUGCAUCUCAGUGGCAAGCAGCGCGAUGCCGACGAUCUGGGACCCACAAAUGGCGUUCGCUGUUACCGCAUCGAGGCAGGGGCAGAGGCGGAGGCCAGGGUUGCCACAUUGCUGCUGACUGAGGUGGGGGGCAGUGCGGAUAUGCAACGCAUUUGGCCAUAUUACUAUGCCAGCUGCAAUGCGCUCAUCUUCUGCUUUGAUCUCAGCAACAGCAACGAGAUGUUGCAGGCAAACUUUGACCUGUUGCAGCGCUGCCUGCAACAUGAGGCAAUGCGUGGCAAGCCCGUCCUGCUGGUUGCCACCCGCCAUCGAGACGGUGUCCAGCUGUACGAUGUGGAGCACGCCUUCGGUCUGGAUGAACUGGCACGCUCCACAGGCUGCCCCUUGCACACUUGCCACAUGACCGACGAGGAUCUGUGGCAAGGAGUGGCCUGGCUGCAGCGACUGCUGCAGGAACUGGCGCCGACGUUGACUCACCGCGUCAAGUACGAUGUCAACUUACAGUCGUGGCAACAACGCAAGCGUUCGCUACUUUCUAGUGGAAAGCUGCAACAGGUGCAUCGACAACGCUUUCGACGUGGCCAUAGAAAACUGUGGCCAAUGGCGGAGGCAGAUGAGGUCACAAGGUCGCGGCCGAACACUGCACCUGCCGCCAUCUUUUUUGUGCGUUCCCCUCGUCGGCCAUCGAAGCCCUAG